Messenger RNA from Zophobas morio, 1473 nucleotides. Its product is annotated as fatty acyl-CoA reductase wat-like. Bases 1 to 1473 code for a protein of 490 amino acids. NCBI's taxonomy places the organism in Eukaryota, Metazoa, Arthropoda, Insecta, Coleoptera, Tenebrionidae. Gene Ontology annotation, cellular component: peroxisome. Gene Ontology annotation, molecular function: alcohol-forming very long-chain fatty acyl-CoA reductase (NADP+) activity. Gene Ontology annotation, biological process: long-chain fatty-acyl-CoA metabolic process. The record is from RefSeq and is a predicted model, not a curated record. The transcript has 7 exons.
AUGUUUUCAAACAGUCAGAUCAAAGAAUUUUUCAAAAAUCAAACCGUCUUUUUAACGGGCGGUUCGGGUUUCUUGGGCAAAAUUUUGAUGGAAAAAUUACUACGAGAAUGCGAAGAAAUAAAAAAAAUCUACGUCCUGCUACGUCCCAAAAAGGGAAAAACUCCAGAGCAACGUUUUAAAGAACUUUUCAACCAUCCGUGUUUCGACGUGCUCAAGUCUAAACAUACAAAUCAUUUGGAAAAAGUUUUCUUGGUUAAUGGAGACUGCAAUGAGCCUCUUUUGGGACUGGCUGAACAAGAUGUUGCCAUUUUAUUGAAGGAAACAACUUGCGUGAUCCAUGCUGCAGCCAACGUCAAAUUUGACCAAACUCUUAAAGAAGCCACUUCUUAUGUUAGAGCAACAAAGGAUUUGCUAGAAUUCGCGAAGAGAAUGCUGAAUUUAAAGGUUUUUGUUUUUGUUUCGACUGCGUUUUCCAACUGUGUUCACUCUCAUAUUACAGAACAAUUCUAUGAGCCACCAAUGAAACCGGAAAAGUUGUUGGACUUAGUGAAUAUUCUCGACGAUGACACUUUACAGGCUAUUACUCCUCAGUUGCUAAACACAUGGCCAAACACCUAUGUUUACACUAAAAGUGUCUCAGAAAAUCUUAUCAAGACAAUAGGUGCAGAUUUACCAAUAACUAUUGUGCGUCCGGCUAUUGUCAUCAGCACCAUAGCUGAACCCAUACCGGGAUGGAUUGACAAUUUUUAUGGGUUGGUUGGUGUCAGUUCGGGUGCCGCCUUGGGCGUCAUCAGAUCCAUGAACGCCAACCCAAACUAUCGCGCGCCGUUAGUACCGGUGGAUUAUGUGUCCAAUUGUAUUUUGGCUGCCGCUUGGAAAAGAGGGAGAUCCGAUACAACAACCAUUUACAAUUAUGUUGGACACGAAAACAAUCAAAUCACAUGGGGACGUUAUAUGAGAAUUCUAGAGGAACAGGGUUGGAACGUUCCACCUGAGAAAAUCUUGUGGUACUUUAGUUUUAAACUUAGAAAAAACAGACUCUGGCAUAAAUUUUGUGUUUUCUUUCUACACACAGUGACAGCAUAUAUGGUAGAUUUUGUUCUUUUGUGUCUAGGAAGACCUACACUGGCGGUAGAGAAAUAUCGACGUCUGAACAGAACACUGGAUCUGCUUGCUUAUUUUGGCACGAAAACUUGGAAAUUUGAUGAUGGUAAUGUUGUGGAAUUGUGGAAUGAUAUGAACGAUGCAGACAAAAGACAGUUUUGUUUUAAUAUGGAGAAUAUUGAUUUUAAUAGUUAUGGGCGUCAUCUAGUAAUGGGUGCUAGAUAUUACUUAUUCCACGAAACGCCAGCUACUAUUCCAAAAGCAAAAAGAAAAAUGAACAUGCUAUUUUUUGUCCAUUACACUGUUAUUGGGGUAUUUUGGUAUAUAUUAUUUAAAUUAAUUAAGUUUUUCUUGAGUUUGUUCUUUUAA